This is a messenger RNA of Plasmodium fragile, 5940 nucleotides long. RefSeq lists its product as uncharacterized. Gene Ontology annotation, molecular function: protein binding. Bases 1 to 5940 code for a protein of 1979 amino acids. The record is from RefSeq and is a predicted model, not a curated record. NCBI's taxonomy places the organism in Eukaryota, Apicomplexa, Aconoidasida, Haemosporida, Plasmodiidae. The transcript has a single exon.
AUGAAGAUGCCCAAGGGCACAUUUCCCCUGCGCAGGGAAAAGCGCUGCAACGAUGUGGAUGCACAAAGUUGUAGAACAAGGAAACGAGCGAGUUACAUUCACAGGUGUUUGAACGUGCGAAAGUUGCAAAAAUGUGGCGAGCUGAGAAAAAUGGAAAAUUACUGCUUGUACGUAAAUUUGAAGGAAUUGUUACAGAGAAGUUAUUGCAAAGGGAAGGACAGCAAUACAAAUGGCAGUUGUCUCAAGGUCCCUGCACCACCUCGUGGAGAAAUGGAUGAAGAAAGGGAAAGAAGAAGCCCUUAUCAGCGCUGCUGCAAUUGCGCUAGCCAUACCUUUGACAAGUGCUAUAUCACCGGUCUACACAUUUUUGAAGGUAUUUUUUUAACCGCCUGUUCAGAUGGGAUUGUGGGUAUAUUUGAUAAAAAUUUAAACAACAUAUUGAGCAGACGGGUAGCUACUUCGCCAAUAAAUAACAUUUCAGUGAGCAAAAAGGAAAAUGCUCUGUGCUUUGCUGACAGCUCUAACCAUCUAUAUGUUGUACACCUAAAUAGGAGGAACAUGUGUAAAGGGUAUCACUUUAACAUAAGCAAAAGAGAUAGCCAUCUUGAUGAAAGCGCUGCUUGUGCAAGUACACCAUACCAAGGUGGCGAUGAAAUUUUGAACAGUGUUGAGGAAGACGAGAAGCACAUAUUUUUGAACCACAAAGACUACGCGCAUUUAACAAAAAAAGAGAAAAACAUUGUUCAGGCAUUUUUGUAUAAUAACAUAUCGAGUUACCAUGUGAAAAAUUUAAACUGCUGCGUAAUUAACCCCUACUUUCACCACCACCAGAGUAAUAGCAUUUGCGUUCUGACCGCAAAUAAAAUCGUGUCCCUUCUGAACAUUUUUGAGUUUCAUAUAAACAACAGCGUUUUGUUUAGAGGGCAGAACAUUUUAAGUUUACACUGGCACAGUUUGUAUGUCUUUAUCUGCACGGGUGCGUCCAUUUUCGUGGUCAACUUUUUUGACAAAACGAAAAUUGCUCAUGUCGUUUUGGCUAACCUCGAUAUGAUCGAAAAGGUCGAAGUCGGCCAAGCAGGCCGCUUAGGAGGAGAAAAAAACGUUAAACAGGACAUGCCAGUGAAUCAUAACAGCGCGGACAUGAACACAUGUAGUGACCAAGUGGACGGUGUGACAAAUGAACCCCAAAUGAUGUGCGCGCUGGAGUCGAUUCACAUAUGCGAAUUGGAGAAAGGGGAGUAUACAAUAGCCAGGGGCAAAAAUGUGAAAAUUGUAAAAAUUGAAAAAAAAAAUGGAAUUGAAAAAAUAAGCAUUUCCAACGAGUUCGAUGUGCACAAUACAAUUAUUAGCAUAAGCCCAUAUUAUAACCACCACCUGAAUGGAUUCCCUGAUAAUGAAGUCUUCCUUUCGGUCAUUACAGCCCUGGACGUUGAGCUAUGCGAUGGGGAGAAUUAUCGUACAUGUACACACCUGGAACAUAUCAUAGUGACGAGGGGCAACUACCUAAUGUAUAGAAAUUGCCUUCACAUUGGAGGUGCUGAAAAGGACACAAUUAGGAAAGAGUACCUUGCAAACACACCAUGCACACCUUAUCCUGGUGGUAGUGCAAAUGGAGAAGAAAGCAACACAAAUAAGAUGUUGCCCAUUGACGAGACUACUUGCGACCGAGCGGAGAAUUCCCACUUCAUCAGUAACCCAGAUGGAGGAGUCAGCCAAAUAACGAACCUAUUUCAGUACAUGAAACUUACGCCCACUUGGGGGCAGGGGAAACGAAGUGGCGCCAUCGAACGUUGCUUGUAUAUAUAUGGAGAAAAUACCCUUUUGCAGUUUCGCUCCAAAACGGUGGCCGAGUUUUUUUUUGAGGUUAUAAAAAAGAACGCAAAAAAUGGAAGAAACAUUUUGCUCCUACUUGAUGUGCUGAAGAGGCAGCCAAUCUGCAAAAAACAGUUAACUCAGAUUGGACUAUCCCUCAUAAACGCUUUCAUAGAACAGACGAAUUAUUUCAUCGCGGCAAAUGUGUUCAUCCUGUUGUGUAACCAUUUUUGCGACAAGUAUCGGGUCAUCUACAACGUCAUGGAGAUAUUUUUCCUUCGACGCCAUUUGCACAUCCUGUCGUUGUUUUAUCGAAAAUUGAAAGAAGAGAGGACAGAUCGGAAGAAAGGGAUCGGCCAUUCUUCCCUGCACGUGGUACGUGAUAAAAAACGGCGCUUCAUAACACGCAAGGGGAGCACAGGGGAAGAAAAAAAAAUUAAAAGCGCUUUGUACAUGCCUCACCUUUGUUAUUUCAAAAAUGGGAGAAAAAAAAAAAAAAAGAAAAGGGAUAAAAAAGAACGCCUUCUUAAUUACGAAGAGUGGAAGAAGAAGAAAAGGAAGAAAAGAAAACAAAACUUCCUCUUUUUUGCAACGAAAAAACUGUUUAACCAAUUUUUGGUUUUUCUGUUACAUACGGAUGCUUACGAAUUUCGAAAAGUUUACAAAAUUUCAUCCAAAGAUGAUUUGAAUGCUGGCAUGUUAGUGAAGCACAUAGUGCAUUUCCUCGAGGGCGAUUUAUCUGUUUUGAAGAAAAAAUUUAUUCGCUGCAGCGGCGUUGGCGGCAGCGACGGCAGUAGCGGAAGUUGCGGCAGAGGAAGAAACCACUGCGCAAAUCACCAUACCGAUCGCAGCAGACGCAGCGCCCAUGGCGUCACUCUAAAAGAAAAAAAAAAAAACAACGCCGAAAAAGGAAUCCUUCUCGAUAUCCUGCUUGACAUUUUUUUUAAAUUUGACAUUCCCCUUGAUGCUGCCUCUUUUGCAUUACUAUGCAAGGAUAGGGAAAAGGAACAGCAAAAAAAAAAAAAAAAAAAAAAUGAACCCCAUUGGAACAGCAACAACGGUGAAGUCAUUACCAAUAAUGACAAAAGAGCAACAACACAGGAGGAGGAUAAAUUUGUGAAGAAGAACCUACCUGAUGCAUGCCUACAAGAAAGUAACAGAGGAUGCACAAAUAGGGAAAAAAAUUUCUGCAGUUACAGGUACAAGGAGAAAAGCGCAUGCGCCAGGGGCGAAGAGCAACUCGCGAACGAGGAGAGUCUCCAUCGAAACGAACACCGCAGCGAGGGUGGCCUUAUCCCGAGUUGCGACAAGUUGGCUCCGUUGCCCCACCAGCGUGAUGGGAAGCAUGAGGGUGACCAACGCGACGAUGAAAAAGAAAACACGUACCUGAGGAUGGAGAUUAGGAGAUAUCACGCAGGCUGGGACAGCGAUAGGAACGGUGGCAUAAACGGCGUCAUAAGCGGCGGCAUAAACCGCGACACGAACGGCGACGUCAAAUGCGGCAGCAACCGCGGCGGAAGUAGCAACGGAACUGAUGAGGAGGCCCCCCGUGGGGGGGAUGCCCCCCAAAGCGCAAGGCAGCCCAGGCAAAAGGAAAAACGAAUGAAACGACGAAGUAGAGGUGUGGAAGGCCAAAACAGGCCAAGGCAUAACUCAAAUGGUACAAACACAACUAACACAUUAACGCUGGGCAACCUGACCAAUGAUUACUUUUCCUGUGUGACGCACCGUCGUAGUACACCCCUCACGUUUGAAGACCUGGCACAGGAUAGCUCGCCACAAAACUUGAGACACUUUGAACAAGAAUUUGACAAUGUGAAAAAAAUGGAAAUUAUAAAAAUGCUCAUUCGAAAGAAAAACAAAAAUGUGUUUGCCUACUUGAAGCAAUGCACAUGGCAAAUACUUAAAAAAAUAACACAAAGAUUUGUAUUAAAAUUAUUUCGUUUGAGCAGAGUAAAAACGGCAAAGCUGUUAGUGAUCGUGAAGGUGAAGGAGAAAAACAAGUACAGAUAUUUCUUCAACCCAAAAGAUGUAAUAAGAAGGUUAAAGGAGAGACCCUUCUUUGUGUACACCUAUUUGAAGCAUGUAAAAAAUGUGAAAUAUUUGAGCAGGUACAUUGACCUUUUUCUUUUUUUGAUGUUUGUUUUUGAGCCGCUUCUGUUGGUCAGCUUUCUGUACAAGCAUUACAGGUGCGUCAGCUUCAAGCGCGUCCUCUUCUUUAUAUGCUUCUUCGAUCGGUUACACGUGGGGGAGGAAGUCACGCCCCUUGAUGGAGACGUCACCAAUGAAAAUGUCACAGCAGUUCAGGAGGAACUCACCAAUGAAGAAGUCUCGCCCGUUGAAGAGGCGGUCACCCAUGAAAACGUAACACAGGUUCAGGAGGAAAUCGCGCAUGACAACGUCACGCCGGUUCAUGAGGAAGUCACCCAUGAAAACAUCACACAGGUUCAGGAGGAAAUCACGAAUGAAAACGGCACGCCCCUUGCAGAGGCGGUCACCCAUGAAAACGUCACACCGGCUCAGGAGGAGAUUACGCAUGAAAAAGUCACUCCCGUUGAUGGGGACGUCACGAAGGAAAACGUCACACCGGUUCAGGAGCAGGUCAGCAACGAAAACGUCUCGCCCGUUGAUGGAGAGGUCGCAAACGAAAACGUCGCGCCCGAUGAGGAAACGCCCCCUCGUUUGAGGCCCCCCAGGUCCAAAAGCAGCCUCUUCCAAAACGAACGAGUUACGCUGCUGUACAGAUAUCUGCUAGACGAGCAAGUCGAGAAGGAGAAGCUGGAAGAAUUGUUCAACUACAUAAAGCAACCUUCAAAAAAGCGACCCAGAGGAGGAGCAAACUUUUUUUUAAGCGUCAAGGCAUUUAUGUAUGAAAAAUUUGGGUACAUAAAUAAGGCGCUAACAAUUUAUAAGCAGUUAAGCAACUACAAUGAAAUGAUUUACCUUGUGAAAGUUCACAACCUGUUAAUUGAUGAUGCUGUGAUGAAAAAGGCAGAAGAUAAUUUAGCUUCCCUCAAUGGUGUCUCUUUUUUGAGUGGUGUGGAUAGGAGGUUCCUACAUGGAAGGCACGUUGGUAUUGCCUCAGCUGGUGGGGAGCAAAGAAGGUUUCGCUUGAGAAGCGGGAGGAAGAAAACGAACAAAGGGGAGGAAGAUGCACAUAGUGUGUUUACAUCCAACGGUGGUGAUGAUCGUGAUGAUGGUGAUGCGGUGGGGGUGGGCCACCCGCCUCAGACGGCACCUAUGCAGACGGAGACGAACAGCCACUGUCCGAUUGGCGCAAUUGACCAGGUCGACCAGAUCGGCAAGUAUGUACACAGCAACGCCCACUUCGCCACCCUGGACAGAGAAAUUAUGCUCAGUUUGUACACCGAGGUGGAGGGGAAAGGAAGGCGAAAGGGUCAUACUACAUGUCGGAAGGGCAAAAGGAAAAGUAACCGAAUGAAAGAGCACCACUGUUGCAGUGGAGGCAUCUCUCCUCCAAGUACAACCCGUAAAGAAAUUAUCUUAAAGAAGUACCUGAUGGAUAACUCAUCCCGAGAAAUGCAUUACGUAACCCUAAUGUGUAUCCUGCAGGAACUCUUCUACGUAAAUGAGCUCAGUGAAAAUUAUAACAAAAUUUUAAUGCGGUGCAAAGAGAACAUAUACAACAGUUUUAACGAAAUAAAAAAAAAAGGAUACGUGAUAUACAAUGGAGUUAUAAAAAAAGAAAUGAAAAAUAAUAAUUUAUAUUUAUUGGACAUAAAUGAUUAUUACUUCAUUAAUGAUAAGGUGCAAGACAAGCGUUCCAACGAGUGCGAUAUGAUCAUGCCCUACAUGGAUGAGCAGCAUGGACUGUUGGAGAGAAGUGGGGGGACGACAGACAAGGAAGAACAAGAGCUACCGUUACACAUUCAAAAGGAGGUCCCAUCGAAUUAUUUCUUUUAUGAGCAGAUCCAUGAAAAAUCCUAUGUCUCCAUCUUGUCCUCUUUUUGUAGCUUCUGCCAUCACAAUAUCUACCGCGAUUUGUGUGCUUUUGAUGGGAGACGCAGAUACAGACGUGACACCGUUGUCUUUUUUUUUUGUAAUCACCUGUAUCAUUUGAAGUGUCUUAGGGAGCGGCGGUUCGCUUGCUUGGCGUGUCACGACUAG